Nezara viridula (southern green stink bug) is the source of this 363-nucleotide messenger RNA. The record is from the annotation of a GenBank genome assembly. Lineage: Eukaryota; Metazoa; Arthropoda; Insecta; Hemiptera; Pentatomidae.
AUGGCUCUCCCUAUUACGUCUAGGCAAAGAAGUUGGACACAAAAGAAUUCAAUGGGUCAGGCUGAAGUACGCGCGUUAAAAAAAAGAAAAAACUAUGACACAACAGAGUCAGAAGUGUCCCCUCUAAACGGACCAUCGAGAUCCUCCCCACCGAACGCGAGGCUUGAAAUAUUCAGGAAGAUCCUGGUCGGACUGAGGGAUGAAGCCGUUGGUCGGAUGAAUGGUGUGGCAGAUCGGGACAGACGGGGGAGUGACCAUGGUGAGUCACCCCUGAUUGUGUUAGCGACCUACCCCAAGGCUGCAAGCGUAGGCUGGGAGCGAUCAAUCUGCAGCUGUCCUAGAUCGAUACUAGUUACUGUCUAG